Molecule: messenger RNA, 1595 nt
Organism: Lucilia sericata (common green bottle fly)
Lineage: Eukaryota; Metazoa; Arthropoda; Insecta; Diptera; Calliphoridae
Exons: 2
Coding region: 34-525 (163 amino acids)
Source: RefSeq, a predicted model, not a curated record
CCGGUGAAGAAUGACUGACAUUUCAAAUAGGUCAUGCCACCUGGUGGGGCUGGAAAUAAUCAAAGUGCGUCAUCGUCUUCGACGAGAGGUCAAGUCUAUCAUCAUGGACUAGCACCGCCUCCCACCUCUCAUCAUCAGCAUCAUCCACAUCAUCAGUAUGCUGCACAAAACCCGACGGCGCAUCAGUUCUCAUAUCAUCACCCACAUCACCUGCAACAGCAGUAUCAAAGGGGAAAGCCAACAACUGGCGUCAAUCCACAUCAUCCACAUCCAGCACAUCCCCAUCCACCUCACCACCAUGGUCAUGGCCAUACACCACCACACACACAGUCUGAGCUCUUGCACUGGUGGCCACCACCGUCAUCUGCACCAGUACCUCCUCCCUCCUCAAUGUCUCUAUCACAAGCAAGUGCCGCCUCAACAUCGGUCGCAUCAGCAGCUUCACAAUCUUCAUCUUCUUCAUUAUCUGCAUCUUCUGCAACGACAACAACUACAAAAACUAAGAGAGGCGAUGUUUUAUUUUAAAUUGAUUAUUAAUUUAGUUUUAAGUGAAUAGAAACGACGACAACUACUACAUAGGAAAAAAGGACAAAAUUGAUGAAAUUAUAUUGUGUGUAUAUUAAUAUUUAAAACAAAAGGAUGUAAGAAGUUUUUGCGAAACAAAAACAAUUUGUUUCCCUGGUUUUUGUGAUGAACUUUGUUAAGGUAUAUAUGGAAAAUAUCUUAAAGAUUCUAUUAAUUAAUGAUUUUAAAUAUUUAUUAUUAUGUCUGUUAUAGGAAAACAUAGAAUUGAAACUAUUUGAAUGAAAUUGUUUAAUUAUGGGGUUUCUUCUUUUAAGAAUAUUUUAGAUUUUAUAAAGUGGUUAGGUAUAUCAUUCCAUAAAACCAUUCAUUCCCCUUUAUCCUCAUUUCUUGAUUGAACUCUAUUUCAAUAUCUAGGAUGGAAAUUUCAUUUUAAACUUUAUACUUGCUUUAAAUAUAAUAUUUCCCUUCCAGAUACUGAAUAAAGAAUUUUUCAGAAAUUUUCUUUAAUAUUUUCCUUUAUUCAACUUGCAAAUAUGUAUUUUAUUUUGUUUGACUUUUGUUUUUGAAUCUUUUACAACUUGAAUGAUGGAAAAUUCCCUAAAGAUAAAGUAACAAUUCACACAGAAAAUUUCUUUAAAACAUUCGAUAUUGUUGCGAUUUAAUUUUUAUCUAGAAUACAAAGUGAAUAUUUUUAUGGAAUGAUGACAAGGACUUGAUAUUUUUAAAUAUUUCUCGUUCGACCACUUAUUUGUAAUACAAACAUAUUUCUGAGAUUCUACCUGUUUAUACAGCUGACAAAAGUAUGACUCGGUUCGUUCUGGAGCAAAGAUUCAAUUGUAGUGAGUACGAUGAUGUUUCGUUAUUGUAACAAUACGGAUGUUGUUGAAAGUUACUCUUUGGCCAGGUAUAACUUGGGACAUCGUCCUAGAGAGAAGAUGAUAUCGUGGGAAAUAGAAUAUAGAUUAGACUAUAGAUUAGUCUAUAGACUAUACUAUAGACUUGAUUGUAGACUAGACUAUAGACUAGACUAUAGACUAGACUAUAGACUAGACUAUAGACUAGACUAUAGA